AUAAGCCGAAUCUCGAGAUUUCUACGUCAAAGAGCGACGGGGGUCUCCUGACGAGGAUUAGUCUUCAGACUGCAGAAGUAUCCCUACAAGCGACAUUAACGUACUCAUCGCUAACAUGAAACAUUCAUGGCAGUGCAUUGUCUCGAGUUCAAACCAGUUAUUGAAAUGAACUUUGCUCUAGACGUUUGCUAUAACCACAGUCCAUAUUAUUUGUUUUAACAUCCCAGUUGCUUUGUGCUAUUCGUAGAAACACGGAAGAUGUACGACAGAGCUGGUCCCAAGUCUCAUGGAUGGAAGCCCCAUAAUUAUUCUGAUUAUGAUUCCGGAAGUGAGUCACACCCUUUGAUGUCGUCUGAUGCCAGCCAAACGAGCCGAAGGAGUUUUGGAACCACCACGUUUAUGUUUCCGGAUUCUGAAACCAGCGACUUCGAAUCGAAUCCUGCGAAGCCUGUGAUGACAUUGGUACCGUCACCUCGGCCGAGACCUCUGGAGCUGUACAACGCUUCCAGGAGGCCGUUCGUGUACCACGCAAACAACCUCAGAAAGAACGACAGCAGCUGGGAGGACCAAAUGUCCGCCAUAACCUACAACCGGUUUCAAUACUACAGCAAACUUCGAACCUACGCCUUAGACGACUCGGCUCUGGUGAUUCCAAACCACGUUUUACCGUUCACGUACUUUGUACCCUACAUUUCCGGGUCCGAGUCGAAAGGAGACGGGAAACAAGGAAGUCUCGUCACCAUUUUUGCUGUGUGGAAUACCAUCAUGGGAUCAUCCCUCCUGACAAUGCCAUGGGGAGUGCAAAAUUCUGGUCUGUUGAUGGGUAUCGUUACUAUUGUCAUGAUGGGGGGCCUGUGCCUCUCCACGACGCACAAGAUCCUUCAGGUUCAGAUGCGACACGGGAAAGCAAAUUCUGAUGGAGAGGUAGCAGAGCUGGCAACACUGCUACUAGGUCGAUGGGCAGGCUACAUUGCUAAGCUGUUCUCGUUACUGGUGCUACUUGGAGCUGUGAUAGUGUACUGGGUGCUUAUGAGCAACUUCCUAUACCAUUCUGUUGACUACAUAUAUGAGACUGUCACACUUACAACAUCCAGUGAAGUCAACAGUUCCAUGACAACACCUUCUGUUCUAUGUCCUCGAGAUGAGACAGACGGUGAUAUAAUACUGAACGCAACAUUACAGUUGGAAAGGCCAAAGUCAAUAUACAACAAAGUGUGGGACCUAACGACGACCGUCCCAAUAUUCCUCAUUCUCAUCAUCGGCCCCCUCAUCAACUUCAGAAGCGUCACCUUCUUCACCAAGUUCAACUCUCUAGGCACUUUGUCUGUAAUGUAUACGCUGCUCUUUGUGAUAAUCAAGUCGGCAACCUUCGGCAUUAAUGUGGACUUUAUCAAUGUGACAAACAUCCACUUCACACCACUGUUUCAAGCAACAUUUCCAGCCUUAUCAGGCAUGGCAGCUCUCUCCUUCUUUAUCCACAACAUCAUCAUCACCAUCAUGAGAAACAACAGGAAUCAGGAGAACAAUACUCGGGACUUGUCCAUAGCAUAUCUCUUAGUAACCCUGACGUAUGCUUUCAUUGGAAUACUCUUCUAUGUCUGCUUUCCUCUCGACAAGAUUUGCAUUUCUGACAACCUGCUUGACAACUUCCAGAACUGGGACCCUAUGACCGUCAUCGCCCGGGUAUUUCUGUUUUUCCAGCUGAUCACGGUGUAUCCCCUAAUUGCAUUCAUGCUGCGAUCACAGUUUUUCAUGGCUGUUACAGGAGAUGUAUACCCUGGCCUACCUCAUGUCCUGGGUUUUAACACUUUCGUCGUCAUAGUCUGUGUUCUUUUUGCAAUCUUUAUACCCAGUAUUGGCACCAUUAUCAGGUAUACUGGUGCACUUUGUGGACUUCUUUAUAUAUUCACCCUACCCAUCUUGUUACAUCUUGCAUCGCAACGUGCGUGUGGAAAGACUUCACUGAUAUCUACAAUUUUACAUCUCAGCAUCCCAGUAAUAGGAGCAAUAAAUCUUUUAGCACAAUUUUUUGUGUGACAGAAGAAGAAGCCCUGUGCUACAUUUGAGCAGAAUAUUAUGGGACAAAAUGAAGCAUGCAUCUGAGCAUGGCUUCUACAUAAACAAAAGUAGCGUUACUGAAUGAUGACUGGAGUGUGCAUGACACAGGUAGAUUCAGCUCUACGUAAAUGUCUGUUGAAAAGGCUAAACCCUGUAUCAUCUUUGUAUAUCAGUCACUUUUUUGUUACUAAAAUGAAAGGAAAUAAUGCAAUAUGACAAAAAGUGAAGAAAACAUGCAGCAUGCCUCUUCUCUAAUUGUAUCUGAAGACAUUACUUUUCUGUCGCUGAAGCUGAAGAUAUUCCUUAUAUUGGCAAUGAAUUAACACUUAUAUUGAUAUGUUCUCAAAACACUAGCAACCACCUAAAUUUCUUCGUAAGAAUGUCUAUUGAAGUACGAAAAUAGUUAUUUCACUCAUUCACACUAUACAUUGUAAACUUCCAAGGAAAAGUGAAGCUAUUUUGCAUUUUAAAUUCUUCACAGUGUGGUGAAUUCAGUAUACUCUAAGCAUAUCGACAGAAUGAAUGAAAUCAAGAGUUAAUCAUGGAAACCUUUAAACAACGUCUCUCUCAUUUAGUACAGUGCUAAAAGAGUUAUGUGUAUAUUGACUAAUUUCUGUGAAAGCACUUAAUUCAGCAAUAUGCAAAGCGAGCUACUGACAACUGUUAUUUAAAUAUACCAUAAAUAAAUAGGCAGUUAAAUCAACAGCCAAAUUUUGAUCA
Molecule: messenger RNA, 2778 nt
Organism: Zootermopsis nevadensis
Lineage: Eukaryota; Metazoa; Arthropoda; Insecta; Blattodea; Termopsidae
Product: neutral amino acid transporter 9
Biological process (GO): amino acid transmembrane transport
Cellular component (GO): lysosomal membrane
Molecular function (GO): L-amino acid transmembrane transporter activity
Source: RefSeq, a predicted model, not a curated record